AUGAAUUCUAUGCCAAAACCAGAGAGACAUGCUGAAUCAUUGCUUGACAUUUGUCAUGAUACAAACUCUUCUCCAACUGAUAUGAUGACAAUCACUACAAACCAAAAUAUAAUCUUGCAAAGCAUCAGCAGCAGUGAGGAGUUUGACCAAGACGAGGACUGCAGUCAUUCCAUAUUGGCUAGUGAAGAAGGAGAGCCAGGUGGUGAUGGACACGAUUGGCAACCCAGGACAGAAGGUGUUGAGAUUAUUGUUACUUUUCCAAGAGAUGUCAGUCAUCCCCAGGAAAUGAGCCAAGAAGACUUACAAGAAAACAAUCGGAUAACCUCAAUGCAUCAGGAAUGGGCACAAGCACAUUCUGUUUCCCUUCCGAGUGAGACCGAGAUGGUGAGCUCUAGGAUGAAGACGGUGACCACACGGCCUGUACUUCUGCAGAAAGAGGAAACUUCCAAGGAGCUCUGCAAUGUGAACUUGGGCAUUUUGUUGCCCAGACUUUGCUUAGAACCAAACAUCUCCAAGUCUGUAGCCAGAGAAGACAUUCCUCACUUUCUGAAGAGGCAGCAAAGAAAAUCUGAAGAGUUUUCUACCUCUGAUAUGAAGUAUAGUAGGCGAAGAAUUGAGUUCCCUCUGCCACCACUGUCACUUUUGCCCAUGAGAUCUGGUCUCUUUACACUCCCCCCAAAUCACAAGGAUCAAAAAGAGACAGAAGUAAAUAUUCCAAGCCUCAUAUCCUUCAUACCUAAGCUCUCAGAGCCUGUUAGUCGAUCUGAUGAAUUUAGACCAUCAAACAAGCAGAGGGAAGCACCAUUCAAGAUGCUAGUGGAUCAGACUCUCAGGUCCUUUGAUAGCUCUUUUUGGUCUAGAAACAUGUGCUCUUUUUGGAAGGCUCACCAUCAGAGACAACACCCAGAGAUGGAGAAGAAUAGGAAGUCCAAGGAGACAGAAGGAUGUGUCAACAUUGAAAUAUCUCACUUUGAAACAGGACAGUCUUUGGUGUCCUUUGAGAAUUUCAAGGAAGGCAAUUUUCCUACAGAUACGGAAGUAGAUACUGACUGCCGUGGUGAUGAACUGAGAAAAGCAGAAGAGAACUCUCGGUAUCUUUCAUCAGGAAAGAAAGAGGGUUCAGUAGCCAGAAACUAUGAAGAAGAUUUAGAAGUUGGAUAUACCAAACUGAUCAAGUUCCAAGAAGCCCUGCAUUCAGAAAUAACUCUAAGCCAGGAUGUAGAGACUAGAAAUGAUAAAGCUGACACAAAAAGUGCUUCAGCACCUGAAGGCAAAGCAAUUGAGCCAGACCAUGUAUCAGAAGAGAAUAGUGUUCUUAAAGGUUUGUCCACUGUAGUCCCUGAUGGCCCUAUGGAAAAGUUCCCAGAAGAUCAGAGCAGCAUGGAUACAAACAUAAAAAUAUCAACAGCAGAGCCAAUCAAAACAGAAAUGAAUGGGAUGGUGCCUCUUAUUCACAUCACUUUCCCUGGAGAUGGAACUCCCACGGAGCCAGCAAUAACCAAACCAAGCCUCCAAAAAAGAAAGGGAAUCCUUCAUAACAACAGAAGCUUCAACAUACUCCCACACCAAGAAAAUGACAGGCGUAAGGUGAAAACCCAUAGAAGUAAGUUGGAUUCAAAGACCAAGACCAGUAACAGGACACCUCAGAAUUUCAUGAUUUCCAUCGAAGGGUCCAUGAAGCCUUCCAUGCAAAAAACCAGCAUAAAAACUCAAGUUUUUCCUGCAUUGGGGCUGGUGGACCCCAGACCUAAGUUUCAAAGGAGAAUGACGCAGAUAGAAAAGAAGCAGUCCACUUACUGGGCUCUGAAACCUAAAAAGCAAUCAUUCCCUUGCAUCUGUAAAAAUCCAGGAAUAAAAAAGACUUCUGUUCCUCUCUCUGCUCAACCAACAGAGCCAAGGCUAAAUUACUUAGAUCUGAAGUACAGUGACAUGUUCAAAGAAAUCAGUUCAACUGAAAAUGGGCCUGGAAUCUAUGAAAUGUUUGGGACUCCUGUUUAUCGUCACAUACGAGAAGCUGAACAGCAUGAAAACAAAUAUUACCGGGAGAUACACUCAGCUCCAUCGGGCAGAUGUAUCACUAAUAAAUGUCGGUCUGCACAGAGUGAGAGGAGCAGCAGUAGCCGAAUAAGACUUUCUCAGAAAAGACCACAUAUUAAACCCCCAAAGUCUUCGCUUGGCAUCAAACAAAAGCACAGAAGUUUAAUUUCUAAAGAAAAGGGUUGCAAGGCUGUAGGUAGCCACCUACAAGACACCGAAAAUGGUGAUGGUAUUUCAGAACCAGAAUGGCAGAUAAAGCCUUCAGGAAAUGACUUUCUAUCCUCCAAAGAUGAAGUUCAGCCCAUGAACCUGGUUCAGACCCAUGAGCAGACCACUGAACAGAACGAAUUCCUUCCUGUCUCAGACCUGUCCAUUAUUGAAGAAGUCUCUGUGGAAGAGUCUGCCGAUGAAGGAGACAUUUCCAACAAUCACGUUCUUGCCACAAGAGUCAGAGAUCUGCGUGAACUUGAAGAGCUCCAUCACCAGACCCCGCUUGUCCUUUCAGAAAACAGCUGGGUGGUGCCCAGUGAGAAGAGAUCCAACCAUAUGCUGCAAGAAAAGCACAACCCAGCAUCUCUUGGUAAAAUAAAUGCCAACCAAAUUUUAACUAACGACGUAGAGUUUGAAAGUGUUUCAGAUAAGUCUAAAAUACUUGUGAGUUUCUCUUGCCAAGAGAAACAAGAAAGUGCAUCUUCCCAAGUGUAUCAACAUUGGGCACAUUCUUUGGAUCAUGGUCAUUUAGCUAAUAAGUCAAUUAUAUAUCAGACAUUUGGAAAAACAUUAAAUGAUGCAGAUUCAGUUUCCCAAGAGAUUCUAGACUCUGUAAAGAAUGAAGAAUUGACAGAUGAACUAUUAGGUUGUUUAGCUGCAGAACUUCUGGCUCUUGAUGAGAAAGACAACAACUCUUGCCAAAUAAUGGCAGAUGAAACAGAUCCCGAAAACCUAAAUCUUGUCCUCAGUAAGAGAGGAAAUACUAUGCAAGAAUUAGGCGGAGAGACAACAAACAUCAAAAUACAGAGAUAUAGUAAUGGGUUUGGGAUAUAUGACCAGGAGGAGAAAUUUUUCAUCUCACAUGAAAAGAAGACAAUUUCUGAAAAUAGUUUAAAGUAUGAAGAACCUAUCCUGUGGACCAAGGGUGAGAUCCUUGGGAAGGGAGCCUACGGCACAGUAUAUUGUGGUCUUACUAGCCAAGGACAGCUAAUAGCUGUAAAACAAGUGGCUUUGGAUACCUCUGAUAAAUUGGCUACUGAAAAAGAAUACCGGAAACUUCAGGAAGAAGUCGAUUUGCUCAAAGCACUGAAACAUGUCAACAUCGUGGCCUAUUUGGGAACAUGCUUGGAGGAGAACAUUGUAAGCAUUUUCAUGGAGUUUGUUCCUGGUGGCUCAAUCUCUAGUAUUAUAAACCGUUUUGGGCCAUUGCCUGAGAUGGUGUUCUGUAAAUACACGAAACAAAUCCUGCAAGGUGUUGCUUAUCUCCACGAGAACUGUGUGGUACAUCGAGAUAUCAAAGGAAAUAAUGUUAUGCUUAUGCCAACUGGAAUAAUAAAGCUGAUUGACUUUGGCUGUGCCAAGCGUUUGGCCUGGGCUGGCUUAAAUGGCACCCAUAGUGACAUGCUUAAGUCCAUGCACGGGACUCCAUACUGGAUGGCCCCGGAAGUCAUCAAUGAGUCUGGCUAUGGACGGAAGUCAGACAUCUGGAGCACUGGCUGCACUGUGUUUGAGAUGGCCACAGGGAAGCCCCCACUGGCUUCCAUGGAUAGGAUGGCAGCCAUGUUUUACAUUGGUGCACACCAAGGGCUGAUGCCUCCCUUACCAGAACACUUCUCAGAAAAUGCAGCAGAUUUUGUGCGUGUAUGCUUAACCAGGGACCAGCAUGCACGACCUUCCGCUGUCCAGCUCCUGCAGCACUCUUUUUUGAAGACAAGUCACUGAACAGACAUCAAAACUCUUUCCAGCUGCAUUACGGAUACUCCAGUACUGCUUCAUGGUGGAAAUGAUGGUUAAGGGCCCUUGUUUCCCUACUGGAAAAUUGAUGUAACCCAAUUUAACCAGAUCCUGCAGUGUCGCUAACAGAAAGGUUUUAGUUACAGAUAGCCUCCUCGCGCUUCAGGCACGAUUACCCAUGUACAAUAUGAGAAACUCUUCUUAAACAGUAAUGGCAACAACAAAAAACUAUUCCAGUAUUUACAGUUUUGACUAUUCAGGAACUAUGAUCUCUAUUGCUUUAUAUGAUUAUUUCCUUUUAUUUUUGGCCUGCCAAUUUUAAAGCCAUUAGUUUAAAAUAAAUU
Molecule: messenger RNA, 4325 nt
Organism: Vicugna pacos (alpaca)
Lineage: Eukaryota; Metazoa; Chordata; Mammalia; Artiodactyla; Camelidae
Gene: MAP3K19
Product: mitogen-activated protein kinase kinase kinase 19
Biological process (GO): protein phosphorylation
Molecular function (GO): protein binding; ATP binding; protein kinase activity
Source: RefSeq, a predicted model, not a curated record